AUGGUUGGAAUGGUGCCCACAAAUAUUCCCUCCAUAGAGACUUUUUGGGGUUCAAAUAUGCAAGUUCUUCAAGGCUUGAUUUCUUCACCAUUGACAUAUUAUUUUCAUGGCAUUGAGCCGGCUUUAAACCCAAAAAACUCAAUUGAACCUGUUGAUGAGAAUGUUGCUCGUGGAAAUGAAUUCAAUCUUAAACGGAUGGAAAAGCUGAAGAGAAAA
Molecule: messenger RNA, 216 nt
Organism: Dovyalis caffra
Lineage: Eukaryota; Viridiplantae; Streptophyta; Magnoliopsida; Malpighiales; Salicaceae
Source: the annotation of a GenBank genome assembly